AUGCCGGUGCUCCAGAAUUUGGUGCAGAGUGAAGAUGUGGUCGAUACAACCUUGACCGGGUCUAAACCCAGCCUGGUUCUCACGGCGAAGAUGUGGUCGAUACAACCUCGACCGGGUCUAAAACCAGCCUGGUUCUCACGCGUGGGAAGAUGUGGUCGAUACAACCUCGACCGGGGCCCAAGACCAGCCUGGUUCUCACGCGUGCACAAUCCGCGUGCGGCAGACAAUCGACGGAGUAUGGUGCUAGCGAGAAGUUUAGAGGCAAUGUUGAUUAAACUGGUUCCUCUGUGGUUUUCACAAGAGGAUCUAUCACCUUUCUCGUAA
Molecule: messenger RNA, 324 nt
Organism: Echinostoma caproni
Lineage: Eukaryota; Metazoa; Platyhelminthes; Trematoda; Plagiorchiida; Echinostomatidae
Source: the annotation of a GenBank genome assembly